Messenger RNA from Ceratina calcarata, 1938 nucleotides. RefSeq names its product myb-like protein Q. The coding region runs from base 1 to 1938 and encodes 645 amino acids. The record is from RefSeq and is a predicted model, not a curated record. The transcript has 5 exons. NCBI's taxonomy places the organism in Eukaryota, Metazoa, Arthropoda, Insecta, Hymenoptera, Apidae.
AUGAAACCGUCCGCGUCCCUUUCCGAAUUUCAGACGACCAACUGGAUCUGUUGGCUGCUGUUCGCGUGCGUCUGCCUCGUGGAGGCCAGGUACAAUUUCCGACGACCCCCGUUGCCACCCCCGCAGCCGCCGAAGCUGAUGGCCUGGCCGAAGAAGUCGUGGCCCAUCGCUCCCAGAAUCUCCGUAGGGAACACCGUGCACGUCCACGGGAACCUUCAGCCGAAGCGAAUGCUCCCGAAACCGCCGAAUUACAGAAUCCGUCGACCUCCGAUGUUCAACGUGCCUCCGACCAUUUGGAAGAACCAGCUGAAUCAAAUGGCCAUACGAGCGCCCUUGAACAACCACGCGGUCUUACCGCAACGUCCGCCGGUCAAGGAGUUCCACUCGCAGUCGUCCAACAAAAUAGCGAACAUGGAAUUCAGUCCAGAGUACAGACCGGAAGCCGCCGUCCUGCCGCCGACCCACAGAGGCGGCGUCGACGACGACAAGGGGCCCAUUCAUACGAUUCCAGCUCCGAACCUCAGCCCCUUGGACAGACCCUUCGGCGGGGAGGCGAACGCCGAGGACGCGGUCCAAAGGCAACAGACCACCGCCGAUGCUGCGUACAAACUAAAUCCACACGGCUUGUCUAACUUCGAGUUCGGUUCCGGGAUCGGUACGAGUCUGGCCACUCAGAGGCCGGUGACGAGCGCGACGCCCCCGCAGAGCCAGUACGAAGUGACCGAGACCGACGAGGUCAAUCAGAAGGAGUACCAAACGAUCAUGCCGACGUUCCUGCCGCCGGAGUUCGCGACCCUUUCAACGCUGGUGAACCCAGACCUGCAGACGAACGACGUCUACUUCAACAACCACCCGGCGUCGAACAUCGGCCUCAUCGGUACCAACGUACAGCUCGGCCAGCAGAAUCUGCCGCUGCAGACGAAUCUGCACAGCUCGAUGCACGUCGGCUUCCCCGGGACCGCCGGCCAAACGCCUUACGUUAUAAAUCAACAGAUACCAGAUUUACACGUCGGCCAUCCGGCCCCGGCCGGUCCUCCGCUCUCGGCCACUCAGCUGUACGAUCUCUUGAACAGUUUCCCUCAGAAGAUACCCGAGCAGUAUCAAUCGGGUCAGCAACCGCAGCUUCAGCAGCACAUCCUGCAGCAGCAGCUCGGUCAAUUCUUCCAGCCUGGGAUGACGGGAUUCUCGCAGCCGCAGAUGCAGUCGUUCAAUUACGACGAGCAGGAUAACAAGGAGCAGCAGCAGCAACAGCAGCAACAACAGCAGCAGCAUCAACAGCAACAAGUAGUGUUCGAUCAGGAGUACGCCGGUCGAGUCAAUACGAAUUACAACGUGGACGCUGCGGAUCAAGAGGACGAAGAAGCAGCCGCUGGCCUCCAGCAGAACGAAGACCUGGCUUACAUCGCCGACGAGCAACUCGAGAACAACAUCGACUACGAUCAGGCCAACGAUCAGAAGGACCAGUCGACUUAUUUCGACAAAGUGGUCAAUGACGAUGGGAUGUCUACGCAGUUUUACACCACGCUGCCGAAUCGCGAGGCUGCGGAGAAGCUGGCGGCUUUGGCAGCCGCCGGGAACGUCAACAGCCAGCUGAUAGGACAACUGCGAAAGCAGCAGCAACGGCAGCAGCAACAGCAGCAGCAAGAGAACGAAGAUGCUAUGCCGCCGAAUCAUAAGAACGAAGACCAGGGGAAUUAUUAUCGGAGGAGCCAGCAGGAACAGCAGAAGGAAUUUAAUAGGCAGCGACAGGAGUACAGCGAUAAGCGGCCGUUGAGAAUCAUGGUUCCCGACGAGACCGACGAUUACGAGCCUCAGAACGACGAAGCCAAGGAGAACGGGGAGACUGAAUAUGAGUACGAGAACGACGAACCCGACGCCGGAGGCUCGCGAUCCGAGAACAACGAAUUUGGGACACGCUUGAGUCCUAAAACAACAUAA